Messenger RNA from Drosophila suzukii, 2442 nucleotides. RefSeq names its product earthbound 1 (gene ebd1). Lineage: Eukaryota; Metazoa; Arthropoda; Insecta; Diptera; Drosophilidae. Gene Ontology annotation, molecular function: DNA binding. The record is from RefSeq and is a predicted model, not a curated record.
CUCUCACACACACGUCGGCGUACGCUCUCUUUCUGGCUGACGUUGCGCAUGCUACGGCAGCGGCAGAAAAAACAACGCGAGAUAAAGCGGCAGCUAUUUUUGUAUGGGUCGUCGGAACAUCGAAACGUUCACACGGACAUCGGAAAAUACGCGGAGCGCAGCGCACUGCCAGUUGGAAAAUCACUAUCAGCAAGGCAAAUAAGGCACGGAGAAAGGGAGGAAAGAAGGGAAUUAAGCCAAAGUACACGGAAAGGUCGAAGAAAAGCCAGAAAAGCAAUGACGAAAUGAUUUGAAUUCGCUUGGCACUCGCAGUCAACGCGCAUAAUCGUAGCCAUCGCACACACACAGGCGAACGGGCCCACACACACACACAGGCGAGAGCGAGUGCGAUUGAGUAAGGGUGAAAGGGGCGGGCGGAAUUGAGUGGGCGCAGCAGCAACAACAAAAAACAACAAGAACAAGACGACAACAAUCGGCAAUUGCCGUGCAAACUGCACGGGAAAACACAAACAAUGCGGAUACGCGAGAAGCGCAAGUUGCAGAGGGAGGAGAAGAGGGGGGAGAGGGAGAGGGAGAAGAAGGAGCACAAGGAGUCCUCCAAGACGCAGGACAACAACAACAAGGAGAAGCACACCGACACGGAGGGUCCCACACCAGCUCAUGCGCCUGCGCCUGCUCCGCCGCCCACUUCGACCACACCACCCAGCCUGCCGGCAGCCGAGAAGGUGGCCUUCGACAACCGCAUCAAGCGCAAGAAUGUCCUGGCCCUCAACGAAAAGGUGGCCGCUCUGCGGGAGUACGAUCGUCUGCCAGUCUACAAGCACGUGGGCCGGCUGUUCAACUGCAGUCCGGACCAGAUCAAGCGGAUCGUGCAGCAGCGCCAGGAGAUCCUGAACGCGUGGGACCAGCGGACGCGCCGCAGCCAAGAUGCCAAGACCAUGGAGACGAAGACCGUGCGAGUAUCGAUGCUGGGCAAGGCCGUCUACGACUGGAUGCGGCGCAUGAUGUACUACAAGGACUUUAGCAUCUCCGACGGACUCAUUCAGAAGAUGGCCUUGCAGUUCAAGAGCUCCAUGGGCCUGGCGCACUUCUUCCCGCACCAGGAGUGGUGCGACAAGUUCCGGCGCACCUACAGCAUCCAGCACAGCGACACCAGGCUGCUGAAGAUCGGCUACACGCAGGGCUACUCGGUGCAGAUCAAGGACAUCGUCAAGGACGUCAUGUCCGAGUGCAUGCCAGAGAGUGGGCAGCGAAGCGAGGCGCACGAGGACGACGAAGAAGUCAGCUUGGGCAGUCCGCUGAGCAGCAAUCCCCGCAGCUGCGACGACGACGAGGAUGACGAAGUGGAUGUGGACGGUGGCGGUGUCAGCGGUAGGGAGGAUGACCUGGAGGAGGAGCCCGAUGUGAAACCCUCGUUGAGUGAACUCAAUUUGGCCAGAGCUCUGCAGCCCUUGCCGCCUUUGGUAAGACUGCCCCUGCAAACCAACGCCCCGCCAGGCACGUCCCAAAAAGUGCUCCUGGCCACGCCCAUUGUGCCGCCGCAGGCGGGUGGACAGCCCAUGACCAUGACCAUCAUACCACUGGCCACUCUGGCCCAGAGCAUCACACAGAUUCCCACCCCGCAGCAGCAGGACAGGGGUCCUGCGGUGCCGCCGCCCAAGCUAGAAAUCAAGCAGGAAAAGGACAUAAAAAUGGAGCCCAAAGAUCCAGAAGAGUGUUUCGAGGAGCAGUCGGAAGCGAAGCUGCAGCAGAACGAAGCCCAAGCACCAAGCGAGGAGUUCGAAACGCCAACCGCAGUGCUAAUUAAAGAGGAGCCAGAGCCUGAGCCUGAGCUGGAAACGGAAAUUGAAGAGGAGCCAGCGGAUCUCGAUGAUGAUGCGAACAAUGGACGCUCUAGUGUCACCUCGCUGGCCGAGGUCCUGGCCGCCAAUGUGGAGGACGAGAUGGAGUACAUUGAACGGAUGCGACAGCGCAAGACAAGUUCUCCGGCGGCGAUCGAAAAGCCGCUAAUUCCUCGCAAGGGCACCAAACGCCGCCAUGAAUCCGGCCAGGACGACAACAACAACGGCGAAUCCGGCCAAGGAAGUAGAUCAUCCAGUGUCAUCAGCUGCGCCGAUGCCCGCAAGUACCUAAAGCUCCUCAAGGAGUUUGCUCUGGACAAGGAGGACUACCGGCUGAUUGGCCUGAUCACACGAGCCGGUGAAGUGAUGCGCGAAAUGGAUGACAAUGUGGCGUAGGAUGAGCCGAACAGCACGAGUUGGCCGAGGAGAGACAGCUGCAGCCAAAGAGCAUUAGCGAAGCAAACUGGUGUAUCUAGAAGAUGCAGAUCGGUCGGAUGCAAUCAAUCAUUAGAUCUAAGGUAACUAAUUUGUACGCAAACCCAAUAAACGCAAUCAAACUUAUGUCUGCGCUUCAACGUAGUUAUCGAGGCCUGAAAUCCAA